Messenger RNA from Rhinopithecus roxellana (golden snub-nosed monkey), 1905 nucleotides. RefSeq lists its product as uncharacterized. NCBI's taxonomy places the organism in Eukaryota, Metazoa, Chordata, Mammalia, Primates, Cercopithecidae. Gene Ontology annotation, biological process: G protein-coupled receptor signaling pathway. Gene Ontology annotation, molecular function: G protein-coupled receptor activity; olfactory receptor activity. Gene Ontology annotation, cellular component: membrane. The record is from RefSeq and is a predicted model, not a curated record.
AUGAGGGGACCAAGGUUGUGGGAUGGGAGCAGGAGUGAGGAGGAGGGUAGGGAGAGGAUGAGGACACCACAGCAGGACAGGGGAGAUCCCCAUCCCACUCACCCCCACAGAGAAGGCAGCUCAGUUGUGGAUGGUCAGAUGCCCCGUCUCCCACUGCCAAUUUCCGGCCCCUACCAGCAUGGAGCAAGUGGCAGCCGCUGCAGCAGCAGCAGCAGGGUAACAGGAGGAAAGGUGGCCUGACAGCUGAUAGCCUAUGUAGCAGACUGUGGCACCGGGUAUACAAAACCAGCAUAUGUCCAAAAUAAAGAAUCUCCAUUUACCAUCCCUUCCUGUACUGCCAUCAAUAACUCAGCAAAAGUGGGUGAUCAAGUUCAAAGGAGGAUGAUGAAACAUGCUGAUGACCUAGACAUCUUUACUGGUGAUGAAGCACUGGAAACCUACAUAUACAACAAAAAGCCCAUCCAUCAUGGUCUAGUUGAAGAUUAGAACUCGAUGGAAAGCUUUAUAGAGCAAGUGAUCUUUAAAUAUUUAAGGGCAGGACCUGAAGACUAUUAUUUUCUUUUGACUGGGCCUCCACUGAAUACUCCAGAAAGCAAGGAAUACACUCCUGAAAUAGUGUUUGAGUCCUUCAAUGCAGGUUUGUACAUUGCUGUGCAGGUUGUUCUUGUAACUACAUCCUGGACCACAAGACAAAUAGGAGAAUAGAUGUAGACAAGUAGAAACGGUGUCACUCAUGGCAUUUCUGCGCCUGAAGGGUAUGUGAUUGGCAGCUGUAUUAAACACAUUCCAAUUGCAGGAUGAGCUAUAACAUAUUUUAUUCAGCAACUACUGAGAGACCAAGAAGUAGGAAUCCCUCCAGAGCAAUCCCUGGAAACUACUAAGGCAGUAAAGGAGCACUAUAGUUAUGCUAGCUCAGAUUUAAAAAAUAAUUUAAAAAAUAAAUUAAAAAAUAAGAUUCUCUGGGAUACGGAAAGGGUCAACACACUGUUGACUGCGUUUAUCCUGACAGGAAUUCCUUAUCCACUCAGGCUGAGGACACUCUUUUUUGUGUUCUUUUUGCUAAUCUACAUCCUGACUCAGCUGGGAAACCUGCUUAUUUUAAUCACUGUCUGGGCAGACCCGAGGCUCCAUGCCCGCCCCAUGUACAUCUUUCUUGGUGUUCUCUCAGUCAUUGACAUGGGCAUCUCCUCCAUCAUCGUCCCUCGCCUCAUGAUGAACUUCACUUUAGGCGUCAAAUCCAUCCCAUUUGGUGGCUGUGUUGCUCAACUCUAUUUCUAUCACUUCCUGGGCAGCACCCAGUGCUUCCUCUACACCCUGAUGGCCUAUGACAGGUACCUGGCCAUAUGUCAGCCCCUGCACUACCCUGUGCUUAUGACUGCUAAGCUGAGUGCCUUGCUUGUGGCUGGAGCCUGGGUGGCAGGAUCCAUCCAUGGGGCUCUCCAGGUCACCCUAACCUUCCGCUUGCCCUACUGUGGGCCCAAUCAGGUGGAUUACUUCUUCUGUGACAUCCCUGCAGUGUUGAGACUGGCCUGUGCUGACACAACAGUCAAUGAGCUGGUGACCUUUGUGGACAUUGGGGUGGUGGUUGCCAGUUGCUUCUUCCUGAUCCUCCUGUCCUACAUACUGAUCAUUCAGGCCAUCCUGAGAAUCCAUACAGCUGAUGGGCGGCGCCGGGCUUUUUCAACCUGUGGAGCACAUGUAACCGUGGUCACCGUGUACUAUGUGCCCUGUGCCUUCAUCUACCUGAGGCCUGAAACCAACAGCCCCCUGGAUGGGGCAGCUGCUCUGUUCCCCACGGCCAUUACUCCUUUCCUCAAUCCCCUUAUCUACACUCUGCGGAAUCAAGAGGUGAAGCUGGCCCUGAAAACAAUGCUCAGAAGCCCAAGAACUAUGAGUGAGGUUUGA